ACGUAAUCAUUGGGAAAAUAUCAGCAAUUUUGCAACAGUUUCGACACAACAACAACAAUAACAACAACAAAAGCAGCAGCAGCAACACCAGCGACUGCAGAAAAAAAACAAAAGUAAUUGAGCAGAAAGAGGACAGAGACCCCAGAAAUCGCACAAAAUGGUGUCGCGUCGAAAAAUUCUAUCACGUUCCCGCGACGAUCUUAAUCUCGACCAGACGUUCGCCCAGCAGGAGGAGGAGGAGGAUAUCUGGUUCCAGAAGGAUAAGCUAUACAAGGAGCACAUCCAGGAAGUGCUGGACAAAUGGACCCAAAUCGACGACGAGAUCUGGGCCAAAGUGAUCGUCUUCGAGCGGAAUCGGCGCGUGGCCAAGGCGUACGCACGCGCUCCAGUGCUGACCAUUAAUGGAUCCGACGAUGGCUUCGACGGCAUGCGAAUUGGACUGUGUGGCUUCGACAAUCCGAUGAGGGAUCAGAAGACCGACGAGAUGAAGCGCGUCAUCGGACAGGGUGUAAAAAUCAAAAUGGAUGACGCUGGGAACAUCCUCAUCCGGCGGUACGCCAAAAGCAAUGUCUACGUGAAGAGCACCGCCAGCAGUCCCAACGAGGAGACCUCCAUCGGUGCCGAGAUCUUAAAGCUGCCCAAUCAGGCGCUCGAAUCCGAAAAAAUAGUCAAGCUCUUCGACAUGAAGAAGUUCCAGUCGAACGUGAAUCGCGAACUGCGACGCGCCUAUCCGGAUCGCCGCCGUUUGGAGACGCAGUGCCUCUCCUCGGUAGCGUUUGUCAAGUCGGAGAACGACGUCUUGGAGUGCCCCAUCUGGGUGCUCAUCGUCAACGUGGUGGCCAUGGAUAUGCUGAAGAGCAAACUGCCGCCAGUGCAACGUCCCAUUGUGGACAUCAAGAACCGCCCGCGCAUUCCGAUUCCCGACGAGGAUCCCUACAGCGUCGCGGGCAACGGAAGCGGAGGAAGCUCCGGCAGCUCUGGUUUCGGCAGUGGCCACCAGGCGCAACUGCAUCCACAGCAACAGCUGGGCAAGCACCUCAAUGGCAACGGAGGAGGACAUGUGGCCGCCACGCGGGAGCAGCUGCUGCUCCAGACGCAACAACUGGCCCACAAGCGCAGCGAGAAACCUCCAAAACUACCGCCCAGGGAUAACAUCUACUCGCACGAUCUGAUUCCAAAGCCGGACUACGAUGACAUCGAUUUGGAAACCCGUAUAAAACUGUCGCGCGGUAAAUCGGACAAGGGCAAAGAUAACAAGAAAUAUGAUGAUCCCUACUACUGCGGCCUGCGGGCCCGAGUUCCGAACUUUGUGAAGUCCGGCAAGCCGAUCCCCGCCCAGGUGGCCAAGGAUCAGCGGGAUGGCAAUGGGAACAACAUCGGGAACGGCGGCAUCAGCACGCUCAGCCAGAAAAAAACGUCGAUGAUCCACAACCACCUGGGUGGCAUGCAUCCGCACCACAUUCAGCAGCAGCAGCAACAACUGAUGGCCGCGGCGGCGGCUGCGCAUGCGGCACAGCACCACCAUGCGGGUCACCAGCGGGAGCAGCAGCAGCACCACCAGAUUUGGCAGACUCGCAGCUAUGAGAGCGGCAUAGGUAUUUAUAAACAGGGUGGGCCCACCACCGCCCACCAAUCACACAAAUCGCACGCACUGCAGAUGCAAAUGCAUCAGCAACUGCAACUGCAACUGCAACAUCAACAACAGCAACAACCACAGUCACUGCCAACGGACCUAACAGCAACCACUGCAACAGCAACCACCAAGACACAAAGCACAGCUAACCAAGCACGUAGCCACCAGCCACAUCCGCAUCUGCAUUCGCACUCGAAUCCGCACGCACAUCCGCACCACAGACUCCACCGGCAUGUCCACGUCCGCUGCGAGAGGCACGCCCACUUGCAGCAGCAACACUCUGCACCGCAGCAACAAGUGCUGCCGCAGCCGCAACAGCAGCAACAUGUGCUGCAGCAACCGUACUACGACAAUUUGGAGGACUCUGUGGCUCGCCGGGUGACAAGGCGCCACUCCACCCGUCGUUCAGCGCCGGAGGAGACCUCCGCCUGCAACUGCGUGAGCUGCUAUGCGCUGGCUCCCCUCUGUGGUGCAGUUCCUCCGCCACGACCGCAAAGGAGCCUGAGUCAGCAGCAGUUGAGGCGUCACCAGCGGCUAAGUGGAAGCCUGGUGGAGCAGGAGGUCCGGCCGGCAGUGGUAAAGUGGUGCAGCGAGAGCGAUGUCUCGGUGCUGGAGCUGGAACCUACGGAAUCUACGGAACCUACAAACGAACGCUACGACGACUGCUACGACUACGACGACUUCGACAUGGCAUUCGACCUGGACGAUGACCUGGGCUUGACCGAGAACAUACCACGCCGCAAGGGCACCGAAACCGUUGACAUGUACAUGGAUCGCUCCCAUCUCCGCCAGCUGCCGGCGCCGGCAGUGCUGCGCACCAAGUCGCAGUCCACCGAGAGCUUUUUCGAGCAGCCCAACGAGGAGGGCUCACUGUACAUGUACGGCGGCAGGAAGCGGAUCGCGGUUAAGGCGCCGUCGGCGACUAACAUCUAUGACCGCGUGCGCGGCUCCAUCGACUACACGGACAGGGGACGCAGUGCGGCAGGACCAAGAAGGGGCCAGUGCCACAAGAAGCCCCAGCUGCCAGCGCCCAGUUGGCGAGGCGGCAAGCGACAGGAGCAGGCUCAAAACGCUGACAAAAGACAAAGAUAUGACAAUGCCACCAAUGGCAACAGCAAUGGCAACGGCAACAACAGCGGCAACUGCAACAGCAGCAGCAACCAGCACAAAAGACAGCUAACGAACGCCAAGCAAGACAAUGAGGACAUGUUGAAAAGCAAAAAUUAUUUCAAUAGUAAAAACAAAAGUAUAGCAGCAGCAGCAGCAGCAGCAGCUAAUGCAGCAGCAGCAACAACGGCAGCAGCAGCGAAAGCGACAGCAGCAUCAGCCAACAUUGCAGCAACAUCUGGAGGCGGUGGAGUGGAUGCGGGGACGGGAGCGGGUUCGGGAGCAGGCGCAACAGGAGUUGCUGGGGGAAAGACCAGAGGAGGCAGUGGGCCAACAAUGUCCCCAGCACUGGCCACCAGCCCAGCGGCAAACAAUGCAACUGCGGCCAGUAAGGCACCUUCUGCUCCGCCUCCGACGGCCACCAGAGCCGGACGCAGUGCCAGCCGCCUUGACAUCAGCGACAUGGAGUCCAUUUAUGGCUACCUAAAGCCCCGCAAGCCGCGCAGCCUCAGCCUGAAGAAAAUCCAAAUACUCGACUACUAAACGGACACGUGAA
Messenger RNA from Drosophila teissieri, 3296 nucleotides. RefSeq lists its product as uncharacterized. Bases 158 to 3283 code for a protein of 1041 amino acids. Gene Ontology annotation, biological process: regulation of DNA-templated transcription. Lineage: Eukaryota; Metazoa; Arthropoda; Insecta; Diptera; Drosophilidae. Gene Ontology annotation, molecular function: protein binding. The transcript has 9 exons. The record is from RefSeq and is a predicted model, not a curated record.